AAGUAUCGUAAUUAGUUUAUUCAGUAAAGCUGCCUAGUCUUUUCACUCGAUAGCUUUGAGCAGCCUGUGGAAACCCAUUCAAGUCGCCGGCACCGGUUGAUUCAUCGCCAAAGAACUUGAGGAAUCAUGGCUGAAGCAGAAAAGGACUGGAAAGACACAAAGUGGGAGAUACCAGAAGGUGAAUUCGCAGUAUUUGGAAAGGUGUACACGGACCCAGAACAUACCGACAAAGUGGAAGCUAUCUACAGAGAAACCACCAAGCGAGCUCACGAAGAAAAAGGGACUCUCUCCUACUGUCUGGGUCGCGAUCCGGACGACCCGAGCAUCAUCCACUUCUUCGAGCGGUACGAAUCAAAGGCGGCAUUCGAGAAACACAACGACCAGAAAAUCAUCGAAGAAUUGGUCAACAGUGGGUGGAUGAAAGAUGUCAAGGCGGCAUUUGUGAAACCCAUCCCACCAGCGAAAUAAAACAACAAAAGUAGCAUUUUCCGAACUCCCUCCCUACCUAUU
Molecule: messenger RNA, 510 nt
Organism: Exophiala oligosperma
Lineage: Eukaryota; Fungi; Ascomycota; Eurotiomycetes; Chaetothyriales; Herpotrichiellaceae
Exons: 3
Coding region: 127-468 (113 amino acids)
Molecular function (GO): catalytic activity
Source: RefSeq, a predicted model, not a curated record